Panicum hallii is the source of this 1864-nucleotide messenger RNA. RefSeq names its product F-box/kelch-repeat protein At2g44130-like. The record is from RefSeq and is a predicted model, not a curated record. Gene Ontology annotation, biological process: regulation of phenylpropanoid metabolic process; negative regulation of cytokinin-activated signaling pathway. The coding region runs from base 104 to 1237 and encodes 377 amino acids. Lineage: Eukaryota; Viridiplantae; Streptophyta; Magnoliopsida; Poales; Poaceae. The transcript has a single exon. Gene Ontology annotation, molecular function: protein binding.
UGUGAGGCGCAUCGCAUACCAUUUUCCCCUCCCCCUUCCAGAGGAGAGAGAGAGAGAGAGAGAGAAGGAAAGAUAAGCUCAGCUCGCAAGCAAGAAAGAGAAGAUGCGGAGCCCACGAGGAGGCGGCGUGCGCGCCCAGGAGCACGUCGAUCUGAUCCCGGGCAUCCCCGACGACGUCGCCGUCGACUGCCUGGCGCGCGUGCCCCACGCGUCCCACCGAGCGCUGCGCCGGGUCUGCCGCGGCUGGCGGAGCGCCGCCGCCGCGCCGGCCUUCGCCUCGGCGCGCGCCGCCGCGGGCGCCACGGAGGACCUCGUCUACCUGCUGCAGUUCGGGAACCCGUCCGCCGCCGACGACGGGGGGCCCAAGGACGACGGCGACGGCGACGCGCCGGCCAGCACCCCCGCCUACGGCGUCGCGGUCUACAACGUGACGACGGGCGAGUGGCGCCGGGAGCGCGGCGCGCCGCCCGUGGUGCCCGUGUUCGCGCAGUGCGCCGCUGUGGGGACCCGCGUGGCGGUGCUCGGGGGCUGGGACCCGCGCACCUUCGAGCCCGUCGCCGACGUCCACGUCCUCGACGCCGCCACCGGCGAGUGGCGCCGCGGCGCGCCCAUGCGCACCGCGCGGUCCUUCUUCGCGUGCGCCGAGGCCGGCGGCAAGAUCUACGUCGCCGGCGGCCACGACAAGCACAAGAACGCGCUCAAGACGGCCGAGGCCUACGACGCCGGGGCCGACGCCUGGGACCCGCUCCCGGACAUGUCGGAGGAGCGGGACGAGUGCGACGGCAUGGCCACCGUGGCGGGCGACCGCUUCCUCGCCGUCAGCGGGUACCGCACGGCGCGGCAGGGCGGGUUCGAGCGCGACGCCGAGUGGUUCGACCCCGCCGCGCGGGCGUGGCGGAGGCUGGAGCGCGUCCGGGCGCCGCCUUCCGCGGCGCACGUCGUCGUCCGGGGCCGCGUCUGGUGCAUCGAGGGCAACGCCGUGAUGGAGUGGAUCAGCCCCCGCCGCGGGUGGCGCGAGGUCGGGCCAUACCCGCCCGGGCUCAAGGCCGGCACGGCGCGCGCCGUCUGCGUCGGCGGCGGCGAGAAGGUGGUCGUCACGGGGGCCCUCGACGUGGAGGGCGGAGGCGGACGGCACGCGCUCUGGGUGUUCGAUGUCAAGACCAAGAGCUGGACCGUGGUGCGUCCGCCGCCGGAGUUCGCCGGCUUCGUCUUCUCCGUCGCGUCCGUCCGCAUCUGAAGAUCUGGAUCUCGGCCCCCAGCCACGAUCCGCCCCCAUCGACCAAGAAAAGGAACAAAAGAAAUCAAGGCUACUACUACUAGUACGUGUGUUUCCGUGCACCGUGUCCGCCAUUGCUGGAUCUGAGAUCUGCGCGUCCGCCAUGGAUCUACGCAUCUGCUUGGAUACUAGUAUGCCCGUGCCAUACAUCGGAGGAGUUGAAGGAAGGAAGGAGAGCCCCCGAUCGACGCCAGAUCCACGGAUCGAGCCGUGGGUGUAAAAAAUCCAAAAAAGAUCCGUCCUUUGUUGCUGGUGGUGAGUGUUCCCGAUGAGAUGAGAUGAGAUGAGAGACGAGUGUGGUGUUUUUGUCCCGAGGUGAAGGACGCAGACUAUUUUCUUGCUGUUCUUGUCCUACAGCCAUGCGUUGCUAGCCGAGUAAUAACAGCCACUACUGUAGAUACUACUACUGCUAUUGUAAGAUCCAAGCUCGGCUCUUGUGAUCCAGAUCUGAUUCAUGGCCGCGGCCGAUGAGCAAGCGAUCUGCUUCAUAAGCAGAUCUCAUCCCAGUUCUUCCAUUUCCGUCGCCGGCGGCUCGCAGGCGUUGAACUUGAACUAAAAAAGCCGCCGUUGAACAGGAUGCGGUUUUGC